This is a messenger RNA of Girardinichthys multiradiatus, 3531 nucleotides long. RefSeq names its product sterile alpha motif domain containing 10b (gene samd10b). Gene Ontology annotation, cellular component: cytoplasmic side of plasma membrane. The record is from RefSeq and is a predicted model, not a curated record. The coding region runs from base 343 to 945 and encodes 200 amino acids. The transcript is spliced from 5 exons. Gene Ontology annotation, biological process: cell surface receptor protein tyrosine kinase signaling pathway. Gene Ontology annotation, molecular function: protein binding. NCBI's taxonomy places the organism in Eukaryota, Metazoa, Chordata, Actinopteri, Cyprinodontiformes, Goodeidae.
UACCCAGGAACAGCUGCCGUCGGGGCGUGAUGACCUUUUUGUCUCCCGGCGGUCAGGUACGGAGAGAGGGGGGCGGAGACAAAGGAGGGGCAGCCUCGUAUCGGACUGGGUCCCGACGUCCCGGACAAUAAAUGACCGUGAGCCGACAGAGAGCGGCGGUGUAAGGCGAGUUUCCUUUUAUUCUCAGCACGGCUGCCAAUAGAGCUGCCUCCAUUCUCACAGUGCUUUAAAAGGAGCCAAGAGGCGCGCUUCAUCCUCUGUGUCAGUAGCCUACAUUUUAUGUCUCUGGGAGGAUGAGGGAGUCCUGUUGACACCACGGAGAGAUACACGCUGAGACCGAGCAUGGCUGUGGACGGUAAGAGCGCUCACUGUCUCUGCAGCAUCUCAGCGGGACAGUUUUCUGCAGACUUUUGUUCGGAUCUUACUUCGGCAUCCAGCUUCAGUUUUUGCCGUGCCUCCCUGGAGCACACGCUGUCUGCUGAGGAGCUGAGCUACCAGCUGCCGCGUCGGGCCGGAGGCAGCAACCUGACCUGGCACGACGGCCGCGGCCAGAAGACAUCACACACACGCACCGUAAAAUUGCUGCAGCAGCCUGGCACAGAGGGCAUCCAGCUGCAUCCAGGUGAAGCCUUCACCGUCUAUCACACCAGUCCUACACUGUCCUGUCUCUCCAAACCUGUGGUGCUGUGGACUCAACAGGAUGUCUGCAAGUGGCUGAAGAAACACUGUCCUCACAACUACCUGACCUACGUAGAGGCCUUCUCCCACCACGCCAUCACAGGACGAGCUUUGCUGCGCCUGAACGGGGAGAAGCUAGAGCGAAUGGGAAUUGUGCAGGACUCCCUGAGGCAGGAGGUCCUCCAACAAGUCCUUCAGCUGCAGGUCAGAGAAGAGGUCCGCAACUUGCAGCUACUUAGCAGAACCUCCUUUGGAAAUUUCUCUUAGCUCAUCCCAGGAUGUGUUUGGCAGUCCUUCCCCUCGUCUCCUGUCACAAUGCAUCUCCAGGAGCAGCGGAAGAGCUGCUAUCUCCAGAUAUGUGAGAAUCAACGAGUGAAAGUGGGGGGAGGACAAGCCUAUAGACUGUAUGCCAACUGGUCUGGAGGAUUCUCAUUCGAUGCAGCCAAUCUGCUUUACAGGCGCCGUGACAGAGACAAAGAGCCGUUCAAAGCAGGGAGACCCUCUGCAAAAAAGAUUCAAUAUUCUAGUGAUGAUCCAGACCUGGAACUGGGGUGAUCAUUGCAAAUGUCCCUUUUGAUUCGUAUCUCAUUUGGAUUAACCCGACUGGACAGCACUGACAGGAAUAUGGGUUUUCGACUUAAGCUUUUAAAAAAUUGGAUUCAUAGAGAUCCGCUUUAAUUUAGUUAAAUGAAUAGUUCUGUGGAGCAUUUAUGAGCAGUUAGAAGCUUGUCUGUAGCAGAUAGCUCUCUGAACACCUUUAGUUUGGAGAUCCAGAGGAUAGUUUUACUUGCAGAAUCAGUCGAACAGCUGGUCAGGACGUGCUAAGUUGAAAGGCAAAUUUUUGCAAUCUUAAAACAAUUUGAUCUAAGUAAUCCUUGUGAUUCAUUCAAACACUGUUAUAGAAACAUAAGACAUUAACAUAUGUCUUUGUGUCUGUGUGUGUGAGCAACGUAGGCCUCACCAAUAUGUAAAUACCCAUAUCCAUAAUAUUUUUGGUUCAGUUAAACCAAAGCAUUUCUAUUAGAGAUAAAUAGUGUUCACUACAGCAUCAUAUAGACUAUAAAGUGGUGGUGUUUACACUGUUAACACUGUGAAAAAAAGAAACAAUUACCUGAAAAGAAGGAAUUAAGGGAAUUCUCAAAACAGUUAUAAAUACUUGUUGUUUCUGAGAAAUAAUUUAUCCAAACAUGGACGACACCAGUCUACCUAUGCCAUAUUUCUAAAAAACAGGCAUGGUUACUGUUGUUAUUGUUUUUCUUCCUCUGCUUGUGAUCUGACUCGCUGUUGUUUUAAUCUGCUGUGUGUUUUAUGUCACCCUUUGAAUGGGAGUUUUAUUGUUUCCGACAGUGCACAAUCAGCACGGUUACAAAAACCUGGGCUCCAUGGAAAACCCAGUAGGUAAGUACAGAUGACAAUUUAAGAGACGCAGGGUUCGUGGAUAAGCAGAUAGUAAAGCGGACUAGGAGCUAUUCAUUUGGCUGGCUUUUAUUUUCGUACUGUAGAGGUAUAUGGUUAUUUUUCACUAAGAACUUGGUCAAGUAAAAGUAAUCCUCCAUAUAAAACUUGGUUAACUAACCACUUUCUGUUAAACAACCUGGAAGAGUAGUUGUCUGAUGCAAAAAAAAAAAAAAAACAAUAGAGCAGUGUAACAUAAUGAUCAUUUUAAAAGAGCUCAUGUAAACUAGAUUUAUUUUUAUUCUGUUUUGCAAUAUGAGUUUUCGAACAAGUAUGCCAACUGCCCAAAGGGGUACUGUAUCUGCUGCAGGUGAGAUAUUGACUGCUCAUAACCUCUCCACAGAAUACCAUAAACAGAUAUCUGAACUAUCCCUUUAAGCUUAUCACACCAAUGAUUAUUUUACAUGUUUUUAAAUCAGGAAAUUCCAGCAUAAUUUCUUGACUCAUGGUGUGAAUACAUAUGUACAAGCAACGCUACUAACGUAAGAUGACAGAACCUUUCAAUUUACAACACUUUGAGAUGAAUGUCAUUUCUAGCAUAAUCCUUUUUGUAUUGUGACCUUUCUGCAGUAUAUUAUUUAAAAAUUGACCUUUAUCUAUAAUUGAGUUUAGUAGAAUAAUAUACACUAUAAUUUGUGUAUUUGUGAUUUUUUAAUGAAUUUCAUACAAGGGUCUUAUAGGGUUAACACAAUCCUUCCUUACUGCUUAGGCCUGAUAAAGUAAUCAUUUGGAUGGUUAUAGGUAAAUGAUAAAGGACUGUCUGGUAGCUAAAUUAAGAAAUAAUUUCCACAGAUUUGGGAGGGUCUGUCUAGGGAAAGGAAGUAAUUUGUGUGUGCAGCUUAACAAUGUUCAUCAUCUGUCACUUGCAGACACUGAGAAAGAAAAUACAGCCUUCUGUUGUAUUCUGUUGUAUUCUGUCCUGCUUCUUUCCCUGAGAUGACACUGACAUUUCUAAAGCUAAGAAAGCAAGACUGCCAACAACGCACCAGAUGCAAGAUUCCCAAAGUGACUCAAGCCAGAUCUGCAGAUGUAACUCCAGGCAGUAACUCUCAGCUUUGUAGAAUGACGGUUUUCAUGUCACAUAAAUGAAUAAAAUAAACAAACAUCCAGUGAGGAAAACAUGCUCAUCCAACAUUCUUCCAUGCAUCCUUUAACAGGGAGCCGCAGGGAAAAGUAAGUGACUGACUGUUAAAAGACAGAAUACACUGUUUUAUUUUUAGAUGACCUAAUGCACUGUAAAUAUCCACACAUUCGGUGUAUGUUCACUGACUAUUGAUGAACUGUUUGAAAUGCAGAAAAAUGAUAACUUGUUAAUCUGCAUUACAGAUUCAAACAUAAAUGUAUGUAUAGAACAUAAUGACAACUGUCUUUUUUGAAUAAACUUAAGGAUAAACAUUG